Messenger RNA from Dermacentor albipictus, 575 nucleotides. RefSeq lists its product as uncharacterized. NCBI's taxonomy places the organism in Eukaryota, Metazoa, Arthropoda, Arachnida, Ixodida, Ixodidae. The record is from RefSeq and is a predicted model, not a curated record.
AGUGCUUUGACGUGUCACGUGGCCAUGCAUGUCCACACUUGUUCGAAGUGCGUCUCGCAACGAAAUCGCUUUCGUUUCUGAAGCGGGCCUGUGGGUAGUGACACCGGCGACCUUACAAUGGCUCUUACUGGCUCCAGGGGUCUGCUGUCCAAAAUCUGUUUGGUUGAAAGCGCUGUCAGGAGAGCUGCAGCGCCUUGCCUGCCCGCUCUCCAAAGACGUGCGGCUGGAGGGAAAGCGGACCCAAGCGACGCAGAGGAGGACGACAAGCCCUACGUGUACAGCAGAAGCAAGGCAGCCGAGUGGAAAGCCGCACAGACCUUCCGCCCACCAGAACGUGAUAUGCCUGCAGCGCAGCGCUGGUCCGUCUUACUGAGCAUUUCGGCGUUCCUGAUUUACUUCUGCGUGCUGCGUGAGGAGAACGACUUCGACGAACAGUUGGCGCGGCCCAUCACGGAAACUGUGCCGGAACUGGGGAAGUAUGUCGAGACGCCGCCCCCGCUGCCUUCCAAGUGGGUCCCGCCAGCCUGGCGCGACUGAUUCUGUAUUUGAGAAGAAUUGCACCCACGUGGAAGUCA